UUUGAUUGAGUGUUUCGUCCAAUUGUUGUCCAAAUUGUGGUCUUCAGGAAGAAGUGAUCCAAAGAUGCGAUUCUUUCGUUUCCUAAUUCCCAUCAAAUUAGAGGACUUGAGGGACGGUUUGGCCGAAAGGGAUGUCUAUUCCGUUCAAUUGGAGUACAACUCCAGAGAGAUCUCAACUAAACUCAAUGACUGUGCCGACAAUUUCCGCUCGAAUGGCAUUAACUUUCUAUUGGAAGACAAUAACUUCGAUGUCUUCUACAGUUGUCUUAAAAACUUCAAUACAUUGGACGGCAAACAGAGAGACCAGACGUGGAAACUAUUGUCGAAAUGUAUGGAUAAUCAUAACAGCAGGAAAUCGAGGCGACGAUCGAAGUCUCCCUACAAUAGAGACGACCGAAACACUCACCACUCGAGGUCCAGAAGGAGUCGUUCGCGCGAACUCUAUGUAUACCGAAGGAGUUAA
Medioppia subpectinata is the source of this 463-nucleotide messenger RNA. NCBI's taxonomy places the organism in Eukaryota, Metazoa, Arthropoda, Arachnida, Sarcoptiformes, Oppiidae. The record is from the annotation of a GenBank genome assembly.